Fusarium proliferatum ET1 is the source of this 1587-nucleotide messenger RNA. RefSeq lists its product as uncharacterized. The coding region runs from base 1 to 1587 and encodes 528 amino acids. NCBI's taxonomy places the organism in Eukaryota, Fungi, Ascomycota, Sordariomycetes, Hypocreales, Nectriaceae. The transcript has a single exon. The record is from RefSeq and is a predicted model, not a curated record.
AUGGCCAAUCCCAGCAUCUUCACUCGACUACCCACUGAAAUCGUUGUGCAAAUCGUGGCGGACCUAGUUAACGACCCAUAUUUGCAACUUGAGAGGUUUGAGUCCAGACCACUUUACUCCACGAAUUCAGUUAAGCUAACACUACUCGUAAGAGGCGUGCGGCGCCAGCUCAAGGACUUAAGACUGACACAACGGCGAUUUGCUACUUUGGACUGCAUUAAUGCUUUACUGUUUGAUGCUAUCCAGCUAGAGGCAUCACGUGCAGGCCUGCUCAACCUUCAAAAAUGCGACAUUUCACGUAUUGCAAGCUUCGUAUCCGUUGUUGCUUUCAUGAAUCCUCCAAGUUGGAAACUUCCUCUUGAAACUUUUGAGCAGAUCUUGAUGGAGACCGUGCCCAAAGGCGAAGCUCGGGUAACAGAGUCGCAGCUGGCUGGUGCAUAUGCCUCAUAUAUACGCCAUGCAACGGACGCCCAGUUCUUGCUCGAAGACCCAAAAGGCGAACUUCGAAGUUUAUGGACGAAAGUUCUCAAGCUUCUCGGCGGGAAUUUACGAGAGAUUCGACUGCUCAGUCUCCGGUGCGGUGAACUGUGCCAGGUCGACUAUACCACCUACCUUCGUACGGCAGAUGAAGGAACUUUCUACCAGCUCGGUCCUCACCAUCAUGUUGACCGGAGUGUCGAGUAUGGCUGUCGAUAUGCCGCUGCCAUUGCUGGCGACCAGCUAUUUUUGACAGUCAUUUCCUGUCUAUCAUCUUCUGGCAUUGCCGUACCACGGAUCUCAACCAAGCAUGCAAUGACAGGAGCCGUUGACUGCAUCAAAGUGCCCGGAUGGGAUCUUCUGAACUUCACGGCGCUCGAAAAGCUUGAGUUUGGUCCAGAUAUUCUGCACGAUGAACAUGAAUGGGCUAGCAAGACUGUCCUGCAGACUCUGCCAUGCCCAAAAGUGGAAGAAAUUGAGUCAAGUGCCUCCAAGAUCGUCCAUGAGUUUAUCGCCAGGUCCCGAUUAACAUUAAAGAGCCUUGUUCUCAACGGAACUGGCGUCCUGGACUGGCCUACUCAGCCACCAAUUGCCUCCUUACCAGCCCUUGAGAGUCUUGACCAUUGUUUCGAUGCUGUCAACUCCAUUAUGAUGAGUUCAUGGCUCAAUAACAUGCCAAACCUUCGAUACCUGAAAUUCGGCGACAUACGACUAGCAAGAGGAUUCUUAUUCGUUGAAUGGCGCCAUAUCUUUGAUGCUGAUCACGACCACUCCAAUGCUAAAGGUCCAGGCCCAAAAGGUCUUUCUGUAGAGUUUGAAUCUAUCAAGUCAGCUCAUUGGACCAGGAUGACAUAUAGAGGAGUGAUUUGCCAGGAUAGCAGUAUCGCUACAGAAAUGCAUACUCAUUGCGCAGAUCCCGAGGGCCUUAUGUAUGAAAACCACUCUUUAGAGAAGCAUUUCUAUGGCGAAAUACGAUUCAAGGAUAAUCACGGGUUACGAUACUUAAUGGACGAUUGGGACGUUGGCAUGGUAGAGACUGAUUCAGAAGAGGAUGUAGAAGGAAGUCAUAGUGAGGAUUGGGAUGAUGAUAGUGAGAGUCAGAAUUCUUGA